Molecule: messenger RNA, 3068 nt
Organism: Jaculus jaculus (lesser Egyptian jerboa)
Lineage: Eukaryota; Metazoa; Chordata; Mammalia; Rodentia; Dipodidae
Gene: Zbtb26
Product: zinc finger and BTB domain containing 26
Exons: 2
Coding region: 160-1485 (441 amino acids)
Molecular function (GO): protein binding
Source: RefSeq, a predicted model, not a curated record
GAAGUUGUCUUUGUCCGGCCAGGGCUGCCCUUCCGGUUCCGUUGGGUCCCCCUUUGGCUCAGGUUCCCUGCCCCUCCCCCUUCCCGGAGCCCCGAGGGGCAGGAGCUCCUGGAGGUGCCGGAUCCUGACGGCGGCCUUUCCCCGGGUCUGUCUGCCAAAAUGUCUGAAAGAUCAGAUCUCCUUCACUUCAAGUUUGAAAAUUAUGGAGAUUCAAUGUUACAAAAAAUGAACAAAUUAAGAGAAGAGAAUAAAUUUUGUGAUGUUACAGUUCUCAUAGAUGAUAUUGAGGUCCAGGGGCAUAAAAUUGUGUUUGCUGCAGGUUCCCCCUUCUUAAGGGACCAGUUUUUACUGAAUGAUUCCAGAGAGGUGAAAAUCUCCAUAUUACAGAGUUCUGAAGUGGGGAGACAAUUGCUCUUAUCCUGUUAUAGUGGUGUUUUGGAAUUCCCUGAGAUGGAACUGGUAAAUUAUUUGACUGCUGCGAGUUUUCUUCAGAUGAGCCACAUUGUAGAACGGUGCACACAAGCCUUGUGGAAGUUUAUAAAGCCAAAACAACCAAUGGAUAGUAAAGAGGGAUGUGAACCGCAAAGUGCUUCUCCCCAAUCAAAAGAACAGCAGGGAGAUACCAGAGGUUCUCCAAAGCAGGACUCACCUUGUAUUCACCCAUCUGAAGACAGUAUGGAUAUGGAGGACAGUGAUAUCCAGAUUGUUAAGGUAGAAUCUAUUGGGGAUGUAUCAGAGGUUAGAAGUAAAAAAGAUCAGAACCAGUUUAUUUCUUCUGAACCCACUGCUUUACAUUCAUCAGAGCCCCAGCACUCCCUGAUAAAUUCAACUGUGGAAAACAGAGUAAGUGAACUAGAGCAAAACCAUCUACACAAUUAUGCACUCUCUUAUACAGGCAGUGAUAACAUCAUCAUGACCUCAAAAGAUGUCUUUGGGCCUAAUAUUCGAGGUGUAGACAAAGGCUUACAGUGGCAUCACCAGUGCCCCAAAUGUACUAGGGUAUUUCGUCACCUGGAGAACUAUGCCAACCACUUAAAAAUGCAUAAACUGUUUAUGUGUCUACUCUGCGGCAAGACUUUUACUCAGAAAGGCAACCUUCAUCGACACAUGCGUGUACAUGCUGGAAUUAAACCUUUCCAAUGUAAAAUCUGUGGGAAAACCUUUUCUCAGAAGUGUUCCUUACAGGAUCAUCUUAACCUUCACAGUGGAGAUAAACCCCAUAAGUGUAACUAUUGUGACAUGGUUUUUGCACAUAAGCCAGUGUUGAGGAAACAUCUUAAACAGCUACAUGGCAAAAACAGUUUUGAUAAUGCCAAUGAGAGAAAUGUGCAAGACCUUACAGUGGACUUUGAUUCUUUUGCAUGUACAACAGUCACAGACUCUAAAAGUUGUCAACCACAACCUGAUGCAACACAGGUCCUGGACGCAGGUAAACUGGCCCAAGCGGUCUUGAACUUAAGGAAUGAUAGUAAUUGUGUGAAUUGAGUAGAGACCUAGUGCUCUUAAUUAGAACUGACUGAGAAUGUGGCAAUAGUGUGAAUCUUGUUAGGAGUGAUUUUGAUAGUUUCUUUUCCAAAGCCUCCAUGUAGGUGGUCACACACAGUGGGUGAGAGAAGACACUAUUUAACCAGGCAACUUACCACGUAGAGUGGUUUUUCUCUCUUUUUUGUCCUCUCCCAUUUUCUAUUUUGCAUUAUUUACCCUGUGAUGUCUGGUUCCCAUUCCCAAGGAAGAAUUCCAUUUGUCUACCUGAUACUGCCUUUUGUCUUAGACUGACACUAUUUUUUAUCAGGCACAUUCUUAAGGAACCAACAAAUAACUUCACCUACUUUUGAUUAGUAGAUUGUAGGCUUAGAAAAGUAAAUAUUAUUUUUCUUUAGCAAAACAAAUUAAUAAUAAUAAUGUAGGUUGAGACAUAAGGUGAUACUGCUGUUGACCUAAAUAUGUGAUAGAGUCCUCUGUUUGCCUAUGGAUAAUUCAUCCAUGUCUAUGUGAACAAAUCUGCUUCCUACCAUUUGUACUUUUCUUGGAGCUGGCUAUAAAGUAUGUUGGUUUAUUAUGUACUUUUUAACAUAUUCAUACCCAAAUUUAUUUCAUGGACUUAUUCUCAUCGACCAAAGUACAAUUUUCAUCUACACCUCCAGAAAAUAGGGGCCACCAUGAGGAGCAAAAUCAAUAAUAAAUAAUAGGACAGUAGUAACAUGGACGGUUUUGCAGGUAACAUGACCCAACAACAGGCCAGCUGCUUAUAAUGUAUAACUUAUUGAUGCUUUUAUAAUCAGAAUUCUUUUGGCACAUGUAAAUGAGCAAAAUAAAAAUAAUGUUCUCCAUAGAAAUGAACUAUUUUGGAGACUGUGAACUAAGCAUCAAAGUUGAGUCAUCAGAAAGGUGAGUUUAGCCAUCAAUUUUGUCCAGUGCACAAUAAGUAUCUCUGAAUUUUCCUUUCCUCCUGUAUCUUAAUUUCUGAAAUAGAUGAAAGAAGUUAAAUACAAUGUAGAAAAGCAAUCAGAUUGAUACCCCUCUUAAAGACACACUGUCCCACUUUUGCUACCUUUGAUAGUUGAACUUACAGGAUGUAAAAACAAAACAGUUGCUUUUUUCUAAAGCACUUUUCAGAAAUGCAAUUUUGAGCCUUAGUUUUCUUUUUUGUUUUGUUUUGUUUUUGUUUGUUUUGUUUUGUUUUGUUCUUUUUUCUGGUUUUGGUUUUUCAAGGUAGGGUCUAGCUCUAGCCCAAGCUGACCUGGAACUCAUACUGUAGUCUGAGGCUGGCCUCAAAAUCACAGCUAUCCUCCCUUGACUUCUUUUCCACUAUAUUAUACCUCAGCUUGGAAAUUAUUCAGUGGUGAUGCAUUUAAAAUGCAUUUGAGGAAAAGUUCCCUGUCAGGGUUUCACCUCAGUGUGAUCCUUUUGGCUUUUUGAGAUAGCCUAGGUUUUGUCAACAAAAUAUCACAGAAGCACUUGUGUUAUCUGUUAUAAUUUAUUUUAUUUUGGUUACUUAUACUUGAAAUCCCAGCACUCAGGAGCCUGAGGCGGGAAUAUUACUGUGAGUUCCAGGCCAGCUUGGGCUA